Messenger RNA from Aspergillus nidulans FGSC A4, 1998 nucleotides. RefSeq names its product Zn(II)2Cys6 transcription factor. Gene Ontology annotation, cellular component: nucleus. Bases 1 to 1998 code for a protein of 665 amino acids. The record is from RefSeq and is a predicted model, not a curated record. The transcript is spliced from 6 exons. Lineage: Eukaryota; Fungi; Ascomycota; Eurotiomycetes; Eurotiales; Aspergillaceae. Gene Ontology annotation, biological process: regulation of transcription by RNA polymerase II; DNA-templated transcription; regulation of DNA-templated transcription. Gene Ontology annotation, molecular function: zinc ion binding; DNA-binding transcription factor activity, RNA polymerase II-specific; DNA binding.
AUGUCCAAUUCCCAGCCCGCCGCCCCGUUUCCAGGCCCGGAUCCAAAAGCCGCGACGGGCGAUCUGAAUCCCGGUCGCAAGCACAAGACAACGGCCUGCCAGGAAUGUAAGAAGAAGAAGCUCAAGUGUCGGGGCGACCCGCCCUGUCAGAAUUGCGUGGCAAACAAUAUAGAGUGUCUCGUCAAUGAACUGGCCGACCAGCGCCGCAAGCUACCGCAGAAACGCAAGCUCGAGAGUCUCGAGCAGGCAAAUGAUAUCUUGACCCGUCUACUGAAGGCCAUUCGCAACAGCGAGAAUAAAAAAAUCGUCCAGCUUAUGAACCUGAUCCGCAGUAACCCGACACUGCCGGAACUGCAGGAGUACCUCACCGAGAACUUUACACGGUCGGAGAUUGAGAAGUCGCCUGAGCUGAGCAAGGUCCAGCAGCAUCUAGAGCGUGAAGCUAAUGUGGUUGAGCAGGGUGAAGCUGUGCCCAGGCCGCCCCGACGGGUGCUGGACGUUCGACGUCUUGCUGAUAACCCCGUUUAUCGCGUUCCAGCAAAGCCGUGGACCACAGUCACCGACGAUGAUGACCUCGUUUCGCACCUGAUUUCUCUGUAUUUUACGUGGACCAACCCGUUUCUAUGUUGGAUUGAUAAGGAUGUGUUUAUUGGUGAGAUGCAAAAGGGCGACCUCCGCAGCCGGUACUGCACGCCAUUCCUGGUGAAUGCGAUCCUAUCUGAGGCUAGUUACACUUCCGACUACGCGGAGGUCCACGCAGUUCCAAACGACCCAAUGUCGAAAGGCGAUCAGUUCUACGAAGAAGCGCGCCGAUGCCUCGAGGAGGAGGAAACAGAAGGCACUACGCCUAAGCCGCCCGCCACCGGCGCAGUCAGGGCUAAUUGGAGCAGGCUAGUUAUGAUGGGAAAAGACCGCCUUGGCUGGAUGUAUCUCGAUCUGGCCUGUCGCGCAGCAGAGGAAUAUGCUGCACUAAACCCAGCGCGAUCUCCUGAGGAUGAAAGUAUUCGCCUUGAGGAAAGAGUCGUGAAUAUGGCACUGUGGGGUAGCUUUAGCAUGGCAGCCACCUCUGCAGCGUCCUUAAUGAAGCAUAUCCACACUAGCCCGCCUGCACGACCCCGUCUACCGAUGAAUCACAAGGAUCCAAGUGAUGUCUGGUACCCGUACCCGCGGGGAACCGACCCGCUACCAGGUCACUACAUGUGUGUUUUUGAUCGAUGGUGCGACCUGAAUUGCAUCGCAUUCAGCAUCAGCAGGGCUUUUUAUUCAGCUGAAGAUAAAGUGCCAGCUUCAGAAACAGCCUCCUUGGUCGAUGAUGUGUACCGGCAAUUAAAAGGCUGGUAUGCUAAUUUACCCCCAUGCCUUGAAGCGGAAACAGCAGUUGUUCCGCAUAUUAUUGGCCUUCACUUCUUCUAUCAUACGACCGUGACUCACGUGUUUUGGUUUUUGCAAUUCUACCAUCUAUCCAAGGGCGAGCACGAAGAAGCCGCCUCUGCCCGCAAUACCACUCUUGAUAGCGCCCGGUGCAUUGCGAAUCUUAUCAUUCUUCACCGGCAACGCUGGGGAAUCGAACGUAUGGCCCCAUGUACAAUCCAGUGGGUCACAACAGCGCUAUACGCCCUACUAGGAGCUCUUGACUCAGCUGAGAACCGAGCUGCAUUUACCGAGCUGUGCACCACUGCCCGGGCAUUCUCGAGGCGGUACCCGUUCGCGAAAGGCGUCAUGCGAAUGCUCCAGCUCACCGCAAGGCAGAUGCAAGUGACACUACCCGAGGAUACGGAUGCUCUUUUCAGCUCCUUUGCCGCUGAGACAUGGAGCGAAAAGGACCGAGAGGGACUCAGCAGCUUUUACCCGCACUGGGGAACGGUGAUCCGGAAUGGCCCAAUACGGCAAGAAGAUGUUGUCUUGGACCGGUUCCUGCAGAAAUGGGACAAGCUCACCAUCUCAGACAGCACACAAGACACCACGCCCGAAAAACAUGAACCAGUCCCAGGAAGCUGA